AUGGCCCUAGAGCUGAGCCAGGAGGCACUACUGGACUUUCUGUGCCAGGCUGGGGGCCGAGUGACCAACGCCGCCCUGCUGAGCCACUUCAAGAGCUUUAUCCGAGACCCCGACGCGUCCCCCAGCCAGCACCAGCAACGCCGCGAGCUCUUCAAAGGCUUCGUCAACUCGGUCGCCGCAGUGCGCCAGGACCCCGACGGCACCAAGUACGUCGUGCUCAAGAGGAGGUAUAGGGACCUUUUGGGGGAGGAGGGGCUGCAGCGACCCCGCGAGCCGCCUGCUGCCGCUGCCCCUGCAAGGGGAACUGCGCCCAGCUCCCCGCCGAGGGCACGCCGCGGGGAGCCUCAGCCACCGCAGUCUCGGCGGCGGCGGCGGCGGCGCGACACGGAGCCAGAGGAGGAGCCAGCAGGUACCGCAGCCCUAGCCGAGGUCGCAGGUUGCAAUGGACUCCCGCCCAGAAGAACCCGGGAAGCGACCAGGGAAGACGGCGGCCAGAGGCUCAGCCCCGGCCGAAGGGCUCCGGUGCCGGUGGCUACGGCGGCAGCUGCAGCCAGGUGCGCGGCGGCGGAGACGCAGGGCCGCUGCUGCUGGGAAUGUCUCCAGAACAGCCUGGGGGAGCUCCCGGAAGUGCCGCCACUCGGAGCACUCCCGGACCCUGCCACUGCCAAGGAGAAGCCCGCGCGAGCUCAGUCUGCUCAGGAUGACUGCGGGGCUCCAAGGCAGCUGCCAGAAGGCGCUCGGGCUGAGCCCACGCGGGUGCCUGCAACGCCCCGCUCGCCUCCCGCCAUCACCGAAGCUGCUGAGUGCAGGGUAUCUCCUCCAGUUCUCCUGCCCCGCCCCACCCCUCCAGGAGACCGACCAGAGCUGUUGACCUCAGGUUCCCUGCACCAUUCCACUCUGCAACUGCAGCAGCAGCGCACUCGAGAAUGGGUAGCCAGACACCCUCAGAUGCCCCAGACCAGGGACCAGGGUCCCAUUCGGGCCUGGUCAGUGCUGCCGGACAACUUUCUCAGGAUUCCCUUGGAGCCAAACUUAGAGACUAAAUCACCGCUGUCAGAGCUCCCUCAUUUCUCUCAUUCUCUCUUUCCUGUGGUUCCUGAAGAGUCCCCAGGUUCUUGGCCAGGGAAUCCUCCACAGGCUGUCUUUCGUAGCAUUCGUUGUCAGUUAUCCCUCCAAGAUCUGGAUGACUUUGUGGACCAGGAGAGCCACGGCAGUGAGGAGAGCAGCAGUGGGCCCAAAGAGUCCCCUGGGGGUUCUGAAGAGGGGUUACAAGUUGCCUUGGGAACCCCAGUUUGGGGAAAGCUCAGGAAUCCAGCUGGGGGCCUAUCUGUACCUCCAAAGAAAGGCAGCCCUCAGAGUCCUCAGGGCCUCAGGAACAGAGGGAACGGUCAUACCUCUCAACAAGUUCCAACAGGGGCUAAAGGCCCCCCACACCACUCCCAGGAGCCUUUGCCUUGGCCAGCUCCCAAGUUAAGGAGGUCUCUCAGAAGGAGCUUUAGGGCAGGCAAGGCCAAACUGUCUUCCUCUGAUGAAGAGUACCUUGAUGAGGACUUGCUGAAAAGGAGUCGGCGCCCACCAYGCCUGAGGAAACCUUCCAAGGCAGGAACAAUGCCCAGCCCAAGGGUGGAUGCAGCUUUGACACUGAAACUGGCAGACACUAGGGUCUCCAGUGGGAAUGGGUCUGCCACCUUGGUACCCCACAGAACUUCUGAGCACAAGUCAUCACUGGUCCCCCUAGAUGCCAGGGAGCAUGAAUGGAUUGUGAAGCUUGCCAGUGGCUCUUGGAUUCAGGUGUUGACACUGUUUUGGGAGGACCCUCAGUUGGCUUUGCACAAAGACUUCUUGACUGGAUACACUGCCUUGCACUGGAUAGCCAAACAUGGCAACGUUGAGGCCCUUCAGGACUUAGUCUCAGGAGCACGGAAGACAGGGAUCGUGCUUGAUGUAAAUGUGAAGUCUAGUUGUGGGUAUACCCCACUACACCUUGCAGCCAUUCAUGGCCGCCAGGGAGUCAUCAAACUGCUAGUGCAAAAGUUGUCUUCUCGGGUGAAUGUCCGGGACAGCAGUGGAAAGAAACCAUGGCAAUAUCUGACCAGUAAUACCUCUGGGGAAAUAUGGCAGCUGCUGGGAGCUCCUCGGGGCAAGCCCAUUUUCUCUGUAUAUCCCUUAGUCCAAAGCUCUUCCCCCACUAGGAAGGCCAAGAGCCGGGAAGUAUCUAGAAAUGUCACCCGAAAGACUUCCUUAGCUGCACUACUCAAAAGUCACCACAACAAAUGGAAACUGGCCAACCAGUAUGAGAAAUUCCCUACUCCACGGGUAGAAGAGUGUAGUGACUGA
Urocitellus parryii (Arctic ground squirrel) is the source of this 2337-nucleotide messenger RNA. RefSeq names its product sosondowah ankyrin repeat domain family member B (gene Sowahb). Gene Ontology annotation, molecular function: protein binding. The record is from RefSeq and is a predicted model, not a curated record. Lineage: Eukaryota; Metazoa; Chordata; Mammalia; Rodentia; Sciuridae.